AUGGAAAACAUAUCAUGGGCUGUUGUUUCUCUAGUUCUAUGUGUGGCCAUAGGUUUUGUUAGUCCAGCAGACCCAGGUGCGCCACUAAUCUUCAUAUUUGGUGACUCAACUGCUGAUGUUGGAACAAACAAUUUCCUGCCCACCAGCAUGGCUAGGGCUGACUUUCCCCACAAUGGCAUUGACUUUCCUUCCUCAGAACCCACUGGAAGGUUCAGCAAUGGCCUCAACAGUGCUGAUUUUCUGUCUAUGACAUUCGGUCUCAAGAGAAGUCCGCCGCCAUUUUUCUCUCUCAACGCUACGUAUCUUUCCAACAAGACAUUUGGUGGUGUUAACUUUGCUUCUGGAGGGUCAGGCCUAUUUGACAUAACUGGAAAAAAAUCAGUGCUGGCUCUUAUGAAGUAUGGAAUGCCAAAGAAAACUCAGUUUGAUGCCUCAUCCGUCAGUCAGAAAAAUGUUGUCCCAUUAGCAGAGCAGAUACAACAAUUUUCCAUUGUCAAGAGCAAUCUUACCGCCAUAAAAGGGGGGAGGAGAGUAACUGAGAGGUCCUUGUUCUUCAUCAGCGUUGGUAGCAAUGACCUUUUCGGAUAUUACCACUCAAACAGUUCCAUACCAAAGGAAGAAUUCUUAUCUUCUUUAUUACUUGCUUAUGAAAACCACUUGAAGGGCUUAAUCGAUCUUGGAGCGAGGAAGUUUGGCAUCAUUAGCAUUGCCCCAAUCGGAUGCUGUCCAUCUCAAAGGGUUCACAACGCCUCUGGCGGGUGUUUGGAAGAUUUAAAUGAUCUUGCUGUAACUUUCCACUCAAGGUUGGAUGCCCUAAUGUCCAAGCUGAGCUCAGAAUACAAGGACGUCAAGUAUGCACUUGGCAAUGCAUUUGAGAUGACAAUAAAUGUCAUUCGGAACCCUCUUCCGUUCAAUUUUACACAAGUGGAAGCUGCGUGUUGCGGAGCUGGGAAGCUCAACGGUGAAUCCUUCUGCAGGCCAAAUGCCACUCUUUGUUUGAAUCGUGACAACUACUUGUUCUGGGAUCUAUUUCAUCCAACACAGGCUGCUUCUAAGUUAGCAGCUGUUACCCUUUUCAAUGGUGGACCACAAUUCGUAACCCCGAUAAAUUUCGCUCAGUUGGCCAUGGCUUAAUGGAGUAACCAUUUUGAAGUGAUCAAUUGUAUCCCCAGAA
Molecule: messenger RNA, 1174 nt
Organism: Pyrus x bretschneideri (Chinese white pear)
Lineage: Eukaryota; Viridiplantae; Streptophyta; Magnoliopsida; Rosales; Rosaceae
Product: GDSL esterase/lipase At5g55050-like
Exons: 5
Coding region: 1-1134 (377 amino acids)
Molecular function (GO): hydrolase activity, acting on ester bonds
Source: RefSeq, a predicted model, not a curated record